CAUUCUCUUCCAUUUCCAAAAGCACAUAUAUAUACAAUUAUACAGCAUUAACAUCUGGAAAGGAAACAAGUAGAAAACAAUCUAGAACAUGGCUAGGCUAUGCUACAUUUCUUUCUUAAUCACACUAAUAUUCCAACAACUCAGAUUCUGCAUUUCAUGGCAUGAGGAGCAAGUACCAACACCCCCUUUGCCACUUAUCCCACUCCCAACAUAUUCUCAGUUGAAAUGGCAACAAAGGGAGAUCAUAAUGUUCCUUCAUUUUGGUGUCAACACAUUCACUAACAGCGAGUGGGGCACAGGCCAUGAAAGCCCAGAAAUCUUCAACCCCACAGGGAUCAACACCACCCAGUGGGCCACUGUGGCAGCAGAUGCAGGAAUUUCAUUGAUGAUAUUAACUGCAAAACACCAUGAUGGGUUUUGCCUCUGGCCUUCUAAGUACACUCAACAUUCUGUCAUUAGCAGCCCCUGGCAAGGUGGCAAAGGUGACGUUGUUCAAGAGUUUGUUAAUGCAGCUACGUCGCAAGGAAUUGAUGUAGGGAUCUACCUUUCUCCAUGGGAUAGACAUGACCCUAGAUAUGGCCAUGACUUGCUCUACAAUCAGUAUUACUUGGCUCAAUUGCAAGAGCUACUCAAAAAAUAUCAAAAUGUUAGAGAAAUUUGGUUUGAUGGAGCAAAGGAUCCAAAGACACAGAAUGUGUCGUAUUACUUUUCAGAUUGGUUUUCCAUGGUGAAGGAGUUGCAGAGUUCUAUCAACAUCUUUUCUGAUGCUGGUCCUGACGUUAGGUGGGUGGGAGAUGAAUCAGGGUCUGCAGGGUACACAUGUUGGUCUACCAUUAAUCGAACGUCUCUAUCAAUUGGAAGUCCAAACAUUACUCAGUAUCUUAGCACUGGUGAUCCAAAAGGGACAGAUUGGCUACCAGCGGAAUGUGAUGUUUCUAUCAGAAAUGGAUGGUUUUGGCACAAGUCAGAAUCCCCAAAAAAGCUAAGCGAGCUACUUGAUAUUUAUUACAAUUCAGUUGGGAGAAAUUGUGUGUUACUUCUCAAUGUACCUCCUAAUACAACUGGUCUUAUAUCUGAUCUUGAUGCUCAUAGAUUAAAAGAAUUUAGAAGUGCAAUUAAUACAAUUUUUCAUCAGAAUCUUGCUCAAGGUUGUUUUAUUAAAGUUAGUAGCCAAAGAGGGGGGAAUGGGGGAGGUUUUGGACCAGAAAACAUGCUAGACAGUGAUCACGUGUGGUCCUAUUGGGCCCCCAGUGAAGAUGGCGAUCAAGAGGACCAUUGGGUUGAAAUUUGGGCCAAGGAUAGAAGUGUAAGAUUCAAUGUGAUUAGAAUACAAGAAGCAAUUGGACUUGGUCAAAGGAUCGAACGGCAUGAAAUCUAUGUGGAUGAUAAAUUGAUCAUCAAAGGGACAACAGUGGGUUACAAAAGGCUUCAUAGGCUUGAUGGGGAUGAUGUCAAUGCCCAUGUUGUGAGGAUAAGAAUCACAAAGGCAAGAGGAGUGCCUCUUAUUUCUUCUAUUGGCCUGCAUUUUGAUCCUUUCUGGCACUCUAAGUUUACUGUGACAUGAAGAGUUAAAUCUGAGAAGGAAAAAAAAAGGAGCAUGGAAUGUUGAAAUCUUGUUUUUUAAGUAAAGAACAAUAA
Molecule: messenger RNA, 1638 nt
Organism: Abrus precatorius (Indian licorice)
Lineage: Eukaryota; Viridiplantae; Streptophyta; Magnoliopsida; Fabales; Fabaceae
Product: alpha-L-fucosidase 1-like
Exons: 3
Coding region: 89-1564 (491 amino acids)
Biological process (GO): fucose metabolic process; glycoside catabolic process
Cellular component (GO): lysosome
Molecular function (GO): alpha-L-fucosidase activity
Source: RefSeq, a predicted model, not a curated record